GGGGAAUUGGGGCGGGGGUCGCGGGUCUGGGGGUGUCCCGGGCUGAGCCCGGUGCGGGAGACCCUCCCGCUGGUGGAGGCGGAACCCCCCUCCACCCCAGCUCUGCGGGGAAGGGGGUGCGGGGUGACCCCCCCACGGGGUGAUACCGGGCGGGGCAUCAUUAGCGGGUGGUUGGUUAUUAGCGGGCGGGAGGUGGGUUAUUACCUGUGCGCUGGUCAUUCCCCAGCGGUGAAUUCCUAGGGGAGGGGUCAUUCCCGGGUGGUGGGUCAGUGCCGGGGUGGGGGUCAUUCCCGGGCAGUGAAUUCCCAGGGUAGGGGGUCAUUUCCGAGCGGAGAAUUCCCGGGGUGGGGGUCAUUCACGGGCAGUGAAUUCCUGGGGUGGGGGUCAUUCCCGAGCGGUGAAUUCCUGGGGGAGGGGUCGUUCCCGAGCGGUGAAUUCCCGGCGUGGGGGUCAUUCCCGAGCGGUGAAUUCCCGGGGUAGGGGGUCACUCCCGGCUAGUGGGUCAGUGCCAGGCUAGGGAUCAUUCCCAAGGCCGGCUGUGGGUUGCAGAGCUCCGUCCGUGGGGCCGGACAGGCGCGUCCCCCCCAUGCGGGCAGGAGCCGGCGCUGGGCCAUGAGCAACGCCACGGCCCCCACGGCCCCGGGUGCGGCGGGGGACUCGCUGGUGGGCUCCGUGCUGGGGCCCUUCCUCCUCCUCACCCUCCUCGGCGCCCUCCUGGCCGCGGUGAUGUACGUCAAGAAGAAGCGCAGGUCCGACCGCUUGCGGCACCGGCUGCUGCCCAUGUACAGCUACGACCCCGCUGAGGAGCCGCCCGAGUCGGAGCAGGAGCUGCUGGUGGAGGCUGAGGAGGCUCAGGUGGUGCCCGGCUGGGGGGGAACCUCGCCCCCUUGGCCCCCUCGCAGGGACUGGAGGGCCUGACCCUGCCUGGAGCACCGGGACCGGGUGCUGCCCACGGGAGGAAGGGAGGACGGUGUCAGCACCGGGACCAUCAGCCAAAACGGGCAGGAUGUGCCCACACUGGUGCCAUGAUGCCACUGCCCCCACCUCUGAGCACUGACCAGGACGGGACAUCUCCCACCUCAGUGCCUCAUUUUGCCAUUUUUUUUUUUUCCCUUUUGCUUGAACUGCUCCAGCAGCCCCUUGGAAAAUGCCAGGAGGGCCCACAGGGGCUGGCAGACUGGCAGGGAGCAGCAGGAUCUGCUGGCACGGGAUGCCUGGGGGAAGAUGGGGUAAAUAAAAAGUGUCUCUGCCUUGGC
This is a messenger RNA of Catharus ustulatus (Swainson's thrush), 1256 nucleotides long. RefSeq names its product small integral membrane protein 29 (gene SMIM29). Lineage: Eukaryota; Metazoa; Chordata; Aves; Passeriformes; Turdidae. The record is from RefSeq and is a predicted model, not a curated record. The transcript is spliced from 4 exons. Bases 613 to 918 code for a protein of 101 amino acids.